Molecule: messenger RNA, 1200 nt
Organism: Panicum virgatum (switchgrass)
Lineage: Eukaryota; Viridiplantae; Streptophyta; Magnoliopsida; Poales; Poaceae
Exons: 7
Coding region: 129-857 (242 amino acids)
Cellular component (GO): chloroplast
Source: RefSeq, a predicted model, not a curated record
CGUUUCACGAGUGGCCUCGGCGUCCAGUCAUGGACUAAGCCUCUGCCACUUAUCCAACAUCGCCCCGUGCUCCCUCUCGCCACGGCUGUCCAGACGACAUCGUCUGCGCCGCGGCUCGGGGCGGCGCCAUGCCCGCCGCCGCUCUCCUCCCGCUCGCCCCGUCGCCGCUUCACCCGAACCAGCGGCGGCAGCUCUCCCGCUGCGGGGCCUCGCGCCGCUGCUUCACCAUCCACACCGCCGUCGCCAUUGCCUCCGCCGCCGCCGCCUCGGCAGCGGCCGCGGAGGCCGAGGCGCCGCCAGCGCAGGCGUCUCCCUCCAAGCAGGGGUCCCCGGUGCUGGGCGGCAUCGCGAACACGAGGUCGUGGUCGCAGUUCUACGGCAGCGGCUUCUCCAUCCGCGUGCCGCCGUCCUUCGACGACAUCCUCGAGCCCGAGGACUACAACGCCGGGAUGACAUACUACGGCGAUAAGGCCAAGCCCCGGGCGUACGCGGCCCGCUUCGUGUCUCCAGAUAGGGAGGAACUCAUAAGCGUGGUGAUUAAGCCGUCAAAUCAGCUCAAGAUCACAUUUCUAGAGGCAAAAGACAUAACUGACUUGGGCACCCUAAAGGAGGCAUCGAAGAUAUUUGUACCUGCUGGUGCAAAAGUGUUCUCAGCUCGAACAAUUAAAGUUAAGGACGAGGAGGAUAUUAGAACAUAUUACUUCUAUGAAUUUGGUCUGGACAAGCAACAUGUUGCUCUAAUGGCUACCGUGAAUAGUGGGAAGACAUACAUCGCCGGUGCUACCGCUCCAGAGACAAAAUGGGAUGACGAUGGUGUGAAGUUACGUUCCGCCGCUGUAUCUCUGUCCGUUUCAUGAUUCUGCAAAUACAGGACACCGAAAAGGAUUAUGCUACAGCUUCGGGUUCAGCAGCAUGCAUAGAGGGAUCGAUCGUUACUGAGCUGUACUGUCCUAGUCAUCGAGAGAAGGUAAAUAGUUGUAGUGUCGGCAACAGCAACAAAAGCAUAAUUUUUGUUAUGCAUAUAGAUAUAUAUCAUAUUUACGUGCAUAGCAAAAUCGAUGUAUCUAGAAAAGCCAAAACGACUAAUAAUUUAGGAUGGAGAGAGUAGGCGAGACUCUGCACAACAUAUUUCGAAAUUGGAACUAGAUAUAUUGCCAUGACGAAUAGCAUCUGUCAUAAUUGAGUUUUGAUUAUUAAAUC